AUUAACUUUGCUGACUCAGUGUUGUGUCAGUGAAGUUGAUAUGAGAGAAGAAAAACUUCAAUAAAGCUAAAAUAAUUCUCGAAUGCACUCCUUUCUCUUGACCAAACAUGACAGAUAGUCAGGAAUGUGAUGACCAGAUGUUAAUCGAGGACGACGGGCUUCGCUGUGUUGUCAAAAUGGAACCUGAAGCAAGGGAGAUUUCAAAGAGAAUCAUCUUGUUAAUAGCGUGCUUGAGUGCUCUGUGUGACUGCCUUCUGUUGUCUGUAAUCGUACCAAUUAUACCAGUAUAUUUGGAUGUAACUGAAAUACCAACAACUAGACCACAGAUUGCUGCCAACUCAACAAGCAACAAAACAUUUGCAACUGUUUCCCCAUCAACAGUAAUAGACUCAUCCAUGGAUCUCAAAAUUGGGGCUCUAUUUGCAUCCAAAGCCUUUGUUCAGAUUAUGGUGAAUCCAGCAGCAGGGCAUCUAACAGAAAGAGUGGGUUACAGCAUCCCAUUAUACAGUGGUUUUUGUGUCUUAUUUGUAUCAACUCUGGUGUAUGGCUUUGCAUCAGGAUAUUGGCUUCUCUUUGUAGCAAGGGCCAUUCAGGGGUUAGGAUCUUCUUUUGUUCUCAUUUCUAGUUUAGCAAUGCUUGCAGCUGCCCACCCUGAUGAUAAUGAACGUGGGACAGCAAUAGGUAUAGCAAUGGGAGUGACAGGUCUUGGUGUCCUAGCUGGGCCCCCCUUUGGAGGAUUGUUUUACAGUAUUGGAGGCAAGGGCCUUCCAUUCUUCAUACUUGCUGGUUUCAUUUUUUUAACAUUUGUGUUGGUGGUUAUUAGUCAGAAGCCAGUUAUGCCAAAAGAUACAGUAAAACCCACCCUCAAGGACUUGUUGUCAGAUCCUUACAUUCUGAUUGCCAGUGGUGCUGUAUGUUUCUGCAACAUGUCAUUUGCUCUGCUAGAACCAACAUUACCAAUAUGGCUAUUAGAAACUAUGGAUGCCAAGAAAUGGCAGAUAGGUCUUAUUUUCCUGCCCUCUACUGGAGCAUACCUUAUAGCAACACCACUCUUAGGAAAACUGGGCAAUAUCAUCGGCAGGUGGCUUGCAUCUCUGAUUGGACUUGUGUUGGUUGCUGUUAGUUUAUUUGUGGUUCCGGUUGCGAAGACCCUGGCUGUUCUUGUAGCCCCGCUGUUUGCCCUGGGCUUUUGUAUCGGAAUGGUUGAUGCAUCCAUGGCUGCCACCUUGGCCUACCUUGUGGACAUCAGACACGCCUCUGUAUAUGGCGCUGUAUUUGCUAUUGAAGAUUUUGCGGCCUCAGUCGGUUUCGCCUUUGGACCACUUCUUGGAGGAGUAAUUGUAUCUGAAGGAAGUUUUCAAUGGCUUCUGCGUGGAUUAGCGAUUCUGAAUCUUUUCUUUGCUCCACUCCUUGUGUUUUUGAGAAACCCACCAGCCAAACAUCAAUUAUUGCAGAAUGAGGACACAGAAGUUUCAGGUAUUGAUGAACAAAUGGAGCCAGCAGAAAUACGAGAGAGCUGUGAAUGAGCGUGUGGAGAGAUUUGCCAGAAG
This is a messenger RNA of Pocillopora verrucosa, 1550 nucleotides long. RefSeq names its product synaptic vesicular amine transporter. Gene Ontology annotation, molecular function: serotonin:sodium:chloride symporter activity. NCBI's taxonomy places the organism in Eukaryota, Metazoa, Cnidaria, Anthozoa, Scleractinia, Pocilloporidae. The record is from RefSeq and is a predicted model, not a curated record. Gene Ontology annotation, cellular component: synaptic vesicle membrane; terminal bouton. Gene Ontology annotation, biological process: aminergic neurotransmitter loading into synaptic vesicle; transmembrane transport.